AUUAGUCAAGGUGGUAACGUUAUUUACUUAGAUGAUCAAGGACAUGUUAUUUCUUAUAAACCAAAUGAAAAUCACCAGAUAGAUCCAGAUGAAAAUCACCAGUUAGAGUUUACUGAUAUUCAUACUGUGGAUACGAAUGAUAACUCAACUCACUAGUUAGGCUUCCAAUAUUCCAAAGACUUCUUAUUCUUCCAGCAAUUGAAGGGAAAACCCCAUUUGGUUAUAUGCAUUGAUUGCAAAUGAAUGUCUAGACUCCAGAAAAAAAGAGGGCAGAGCUAGAAUCCUAUGCAAGCUAGACGUAGAGAAGGCUUUUGAUCAUGUGAACUGGGGUUUCCUGUUAAACAUGCUUAAGAGAAUGGGUUUUGGCACCAAAUGGGUGAAUUGGAUAAAAUUCUGCAUCAGUACUAUCAGAUUUUGAGUUUUAAUCAAUGGGUCUCUUGAAGGUUUUUUUUUCCUUCACAUAGAGGAUUGAGACAAGGAGACCCUCUUUCUCCUUUCCUCUUUCCGAUUGCCAUGGAGGGUCUCUAUAACAUAUUGAUCACAGCUUAAAGGAAAAAUUGGCUUAGAGGCUUCAAGGUCAGUAGCAGGCAAGGUGAUAGCAUUGAGAUUACACAUCUGCUGUAUGCAGACGAUGCAAUUAUCCUAUGUGAUGCAGAUGCUGACCAAAUGAAGAUUUUGAGAAUCAUCGUCACUAUUUUUAAAGGGGUGUCAGGUUUGCAUAUAAACUGGAGAAAGAGCCUAAUGUUUCCAGUAAAUGAGCCUCAACAAUUCCAGCAGUGUGUUGAUACAUUAGGAGGAGAAGUGGGAUCUCUGCCGACAACCUACCUUGGUAUGACACUUGGUGCAAAUAACAGAUCUUUGGACAUUUGGAAUGGGGAUUUAGAGAAAUGUGAGAAAAAACUCACAAGAUGGAAGAGCCAGUACCUUUCUUUGGGUGGCAGGCUAAUUCUCAUAAAUAUUGUCCUAGUGCUCUACCUACCUACAUGAUGCUCUCUUUUCUUAUUCCUCCAAGAGUUGAGAAGAGAUUGGAUAUGUUUAGAAGCAAUUUUUUGUGGCAAGGCAACAAAUAUAAAAGGGGCAUCCAUCUUGUCAAGUGGAAAAUUCUGACACUAAGCAAACAAAAAGGAGGGCUAGUUAUAAAAAAUCUUAGGAAGCAGAAUCAAAGUUUACUUAUCAAAUGGCUCUGGCGGUACUCAAAUGAAGAUCAAUCAUUAUGGAAGAAGGUGAUUAAAGAAAAAUAUGGGGAGGACCAUGCGUGGAAAACCAAAGCUGCAGCAUAUUUCUUUAUGGAAGAAAACUUGUUAGGUAAUGGCUCUCUCCGGCACCUUUAUCCAGAUGUUUACAUCCUAAAUCAGCAGCAAAGGGCUAAUAUCAAUGAGGUAUGGAACAACCAAGGAUGGGACCUUAGUUUCCGAAGACUUUUGAAUGACUGGAAAAUAGACAGAUUCCGUGCCUUCAUUAGCACACUUAAUCUCUUCAAUGGAGUCUUACCUGAGCAAGAUAGAUUAUGGUGGGAUGGCUGCGAGACAAAUCAGGAGUCUUUUCAGUCAAUACAGCAUACCUUUGGAUGAAUCACAACAACAGUCUUCAAGUACAAUGGCCUUGGAGACAAAUUUGGAAGACAAACAUACCAUACAAGGUGGCAUGCUUUGUCUGGUUAGUAGUAAAGAAUGCUUGUCUAGCAAAAGACAGACUACAAAGAAGGGGAAUACAAGUUGGCUCUACCUGUCACUUAUGUGGACUGUAUGCAGAAACAAACAGUCACCUUUUUUUGCAUUGUAGGGUGACUACUCAAUUGUGGGACAUAUUUCUUUCUAAUAUUGGUUUGAGUUGGGCAAUGCCAGUUCAUAUAUUAGGUAUGAUAUCUAGUUGGAACAGAAGUGGAGGGACUAAAGCUCAAAGAAAGUAUUAGAGUAUGAUACCAGGAUGUAUAUGGUGGACUAUGUGGAAGGAAAGGAAUUCAAGAUGUUUUGAUAACAAAUGCAACCCUAUCCAGAAGAUAGAGCUUAAUUGUAUUUGACUUUCGUAUUUUUGGUGUAAAGAAAAGUACAUAGAUGACACAGAGAAGCUCAUACAAUUUCUAUUGUCACUCUAGUUGCUAGUUUAUUAUUUUUGUGUAGAUUUAGCUAGACUCACUGUAACUAUGGCCUUUCACUGGCACUUUUGAUUCAAUACAGUUUGUUACCAUCUCAAAAAAAAAUCUAUGUAUGUGUUUAAAUGCGAGAUCAGUGUUUGUUUCUGUAA
This is a messenger RNA of Lycium barbarum (goji berry), 2244 nucleotides long. RefSeq lists its product as uncharacterized. The record is from RefSeq and is a predicted model, not a curated record. Bases 909 to 1571 code for a protein of 220 amino acids. Lineage: Eukaryota; Viridiplantae; Streptophyta; Magnoliopsida; Solanales; Solanaceae. The transcript is spliced from 2 exons.